Ectocarpus sp. CCAP 1310/34 is the source of this 3358-nucleotide messenger RNA. NCBI's taxonomy places the organism in Eukaryota, Phaeophyceae, Ectocarpales, Ectocarpaceae. The record is from the annotation of a GenBank genome assembly.
AUGUACGAGGCAGACCUAGGUCGGGUCAUGUCUGGAGCGGAGAAGGCUUCCACGGUGGCGGAGGAUGCCGACGCCGCAGCGACCGCGACGUACGAGAGGAAGCUACAAAAGUUCCAAGAAAAGUAUGGCAAACUCUACACGCGGCUUCUGCUGGCUACGUCGGACUGCCCGGAAGGAUACUCGAGCCCGGCUUCGCAGGUAGUGCAGUCGUUUGGGCCUGUCGGGGACGAGGAGUUCGGUGACGGUCGAAGUGCUUUUGUAGCGCUCGAGCAAAAGUACCGUGUCGAUGGGACUUUCAGAAUGCAGCAGCUACACGAUGAGUUGGCCGCCGUCGCGGUCACCGCUGCUGACAAAUACGAUCCGGCUCGCGCAAUCCAACAAUUGCGCCGCAUCUUUCACGAACUCGGCAAACUCGGAGACACAGUCAUGAAACAACGGCAAGCACAUGCCAUCCUUAAGGCCCUGCCCGACAAGCAAUACGGCUCGUUCAAGACUGUACUGUUGGUAGAGUCGCCCACUGUUGGUAGCGGUGCGCUAGGCUUCGACGAUAUCGCACGUCGUGCCACACUCUACCACGCAAUGCAAAUUCGCGGAAAAGUGCUCGACCAAGACGAUGGGUCGGGCAGCCACGGCCGUGCGUUGAACACUGUCACGCACGGAGGGGCACGUGGCUUCCGCAAGCACGGCGGCCGUGGUGGUCGUGGUGGUCGCCGAGGAAAUGGCGGCAGAACUACAAACGGUUCGACGAACGGCUCGUCGAAUGGGAACUACAGCAGCGGCGGCGGAUCGGCCGGCAACGCUGGAGGCGGCAGCGCGGGAAAUGCGCAAGGUGCUCGCGGGAAUUAUCGCGGCAACAACGCCUCCGGUGGCCGAGGUAAGGGCCAGGACACCGGUCGGAACCGAAAAGGGCGCUGCCGCUACUGUCAUAAUUCGACAGAGCACGGGUGGCACAACUGCCCGCUCCGCCUGAGGCACGAGGCGGAGGAAGCCACUGAACAGGCUGAUACUCACCACACUCAAGACUCCACCACUCAGGCAUGGUUCACGCGGGUGGAGACUGAAGGCGAUGUGCUGGAGGACUACGCCAUCUCUUUCGGAAAAGACGUGCAGGUGCAGGAUGCGCCUGCUGCGGCGCAGCCAGAGGAGCGCGCUGCUGGUGACACGCUGGUGCAAGACGCGCCGGUGCCGACGCUGCAGGAUGCACGCGUUGUGUAUGACCCGCAGGUACUGGACACACCUGCUGCAGCGGUGGUCUAUGACCCUGCUGCCAACGGAUAUUCUCAGACGGAGGAGGCGCCUGAGGACACCGAGCUCGUUGCGUUCAGCAGCGUGUUUCAGGUGGACAAAGAGAAACCGCAGGUCGUUGAUGAUUCCGCCUGCUACAUUGAUUCCGCCGCGUCCAGCCACAUGGUGGAUGAGCAGUCUCGCUUGUCCCAUCACGUCCUCAAUCCGGUAGAUUGCGCUGUGCGCAUUAUCGGGUCGUGUGGCACAUCCGACGCAACCAAGAAAGGUACCCUGAAGUUUGGGGUGCGCAAUGAUCAAGACCAAGUCGUGCGAGUAGCUCUGGAGGUUCUGCUGGUUCGGGGCCUUGGAGCGAACAUACUUUCGGUUGGAGCGCUGGCCGAGAAGGGGGUGAUGUGUGAUCUGAUGUCUACCCCGCCGGCGCUUCGCAUGGGCAACCAGGUCUUUCCGAUCUCGACCGCAGUGCCUCGCAUGUACGUGCUGAAUGUCAUCAUCGACGACGUCAACCUGGGCGCUGUAGAAGUAAAUCGCACGAAGGUAGACGCUCACCUGUGGCACCGGAGGAUGGGCCACUGCAACUCGCGAGCGCUGCAGCAGCUGGCGGACAAGGACACUACCGGAAUCAGGUUCAAUCGCAACAUCGAACCAGGUGACUGCGGUGUUUGUGCGGUUGGUGACAGUAAGAAGGGCAGCCACCCCCCGUCUAACCGUCCCCUCUCGGAGACUCGGCUGGAAAUUCUAAAUGCCGAUACGUGGGGGAAACAUCCUAUUGCUACAUACGGGGGUUGCCAGAGUGCCGUGAUGUUUACUGAUGACGCUACUCGCAUGAGGUUCGGCUACCUACUCAAGACGAAAGACGAAACGGCCGAAGCUCUUCAAACUCUGGUUCGGGACGAGGCCGACCCGCUUGGUCAGAGCAUCGGCACGGUGCACUGCGACGGGGGAGCGGAGUAUUUGGGCAAGUUUCUGGCGCUAUGUAAGUCGCUCGGAAUCAAGCUCACGAAUAGCCCCCCCUAUGUCCCGCAAGGGAACCCCAUCGCCGAGCGUGGAUUUGGUACCAUCAUCGGCACUGCCCGCAAGCUUCUCUUGGGAGCACCGCACCUUCCUCAACAGCUGUGGGGGGAGGCUUUCAUGACUGCAAUCUACCUCAAGAAUCGGACCCCGACCGAAGUCCUGGGCGGCAAGGCACCACUCGAGGUAUGGGAGGGGAAGCCGCUCGGAAAGAUGCUUCACAUCCACGAGUGGGGGUCGCUGGCUUUUAAGCACGAAGAGGUACGCGCCCGGUCGAACAAGUUGGCGGCCAGGGCCAAGAAAAUGUACCUAGUAGGCUACAACUCCAAGGGUAGGUCGUAUCGACUUUGGGACCCUUCGGAGCCUCUCAAAAUCACCAACUCCGUGGAGGUAUCGUUCCGUGAGAAGGAGAUGCGCGACGUGAUCAAGCCCAAACUAGGGCAAGAUCCUCUCCCCGCGCCUAACUCAACAUUCUAUCGGCCUGGUCUGGUAGACUCUAUCGAAGAAGAAGAAGAAAAUAACGAAGAAUCAUCCGACGAAUCGGAGCCGGAAGCACCGGCACCUCGCCGCAGCAGCAGGAACUCCGUGGCGCCGCAACGGUUGAAUCUGUUUACGAAAGAACAGGCGUACGAGAGGACCGAACAUGCUAUGGUGACUGGAAGUGACUUCGGCAACCUCGGGAGAGGCAGUCCCGGGGAGGUGGGCUACAUGCUUGCCGAUCCUGCCACCUACGAUGAAGCGAUGAGUGGACCGGAUGCAGCACGCUGGAGAGCGAGCAUGAACGAUGAAGAGCAGUCGCUCUACGACCACGACGUGUUCGACUGGGUGCUUCCGCCCGAAGACGCCCAACUUCUUCCGACUAGGUUCCACUACAGGUGGAAGUACAACCAAGAACAUGUGCCAGUUCGCCCGAAGAGUCGCGUGGUGGUGCAAGGUUUUCACGAAGCUGACACGGGAGCGGAUAAGGCUGCACCGGUGGCGUCUAUGGAAUCUGUCCAUCUAGUGGUUUCCCACGCUGCUGAUUUGGGCCAAGCUCUCAGGCAGGCCGACAUGAAGACGGCUUUUCUCAACUCCAGGAUGUCCAAGAAAGACAAACCUAUCUACG